This is a messenger RNA of Heteronotia binoei (common prickly gecko), 1126 nucleotides long. RefSeq names its product leucine rich repeat containing 58 (gene LRRC58). Gene Ontology annotation, molecular function: protein binding. Bases 1 to 1092 code for a protein of 363 amino acids. The transcript is spliced from 4 exons. Lineage: Eukaryota; Metazoa; Chordata; Lepidosauria; Squamata; Gekkonidae. The record is from RefSeq and is a predicted model, not a curated record.
AUGGCGGCGGCGCCAGGGCAGGAGCCUGAGGGGCGUCGGGCGGCGGGGGAAGAGGAGACGCUGCUGCUGCUGGCGGCGGGGGAGUCGUCGUCCUCCGCGGCGUCGCGUCGCCUGGUGGUGCCGCGCUCGUGGGUGUCGGCGUCGGGCGGGCUGCCGCCGGGGCUGGAGCGCUGCUUCCCGGGGCUGGAGGUGCUGGACGUGAGCGGGACGGGGCUGCGGGCGCUGGGCGCGGAGCUGCUCUCCCUCGGCCGCCUCCACACGCUGCUGGCCAAGAACAACCGGCUGGGCGCCGAGGGCUCCCUGCCCAAAGGCCUGGCCGCCUCCCCCCUCGGCCGCUCCCUGCGCGCCCUCAACCUCAGCGGCAACCGCUUCGCCCGCCUGCCCGCCGCCCUGCUCGGCCUGCGCGGCCUCCAGAGCCUCAGCCUGGGCGGCAACCGCCUCCACACCAUCCCCGCCGCCAUACAGGAGCUCCGCAGUUUAGAGUUUUUGUACCUUGGAGGGAAUUUCAUAACGUCAAUCCCACCGGAGCUGGCAAACCUGCCUUCGCUGAGUUAUCUAGUGCUGUGCGAUAACAAGAUUCAGAGCAUACCCCCUCAGCUGGCCCAGUUGCCUUCCCUGCGUUCUCUGAGCCUCCAUAACAACUUGUUGACCUACCUUCCUCGGGAAAUCCUCAAUCUCAUUCACCUCGAAGAGUUGAGCUUGCGUGGGAAUCCUUUGGUCGUGCGGUUUGUCCGCGACCUGACUUACAACCCUCCCAGUCUCCAGGAACUGGCUGGCCGCACCAUUAAGACCCGCAACGUUCCUUACGCAUCUGGUGAUCUCCCGGAGAACCUCCUCCAGUACUUGGAUCUGGCCAGCAAUUGCCCCAACCCCAAAUGCGGAGGAGUCUAUUUUGACAGCUGCGUCCGACAGAUCAAGUUUGUCGACUUCUGUGGGAAGUACCGCCUCCCGCUGAUGCACUACCUGUGUUCCCCGGAGUGCUCCUCCCCCUACAGCUCCGCCUCCCAGAGUUCUACUUCCCAGAGCGAGUCCGACUCGGAAGAUGAAGCCAUCGUCGCCGCUCGCCGCAUGCAGAAGGUUCUGCUGGGGUGAAAGGGGGCGACAGAAGCCCGGAAGGGAAUUGUGU